This is a messenger RNA of Oreochromis niloticus (Nile tilapia), 2461 nucleotides long. Its product is annotated as interleukin-18 receptor 1. Bases 231 to 1868 code for a protein of 545 amino acids. The transcript is spliced from 11 exons. Gene Ontology annotation, molecular function: interleukin-1 receptor activity. Gene Ontology annotation, biological process: signal transduction. NCBI's taxonomy places the organism in Eukaryota, Metazoa, Chordata, Actinopteri, Cichliformes, Cichlidae. The record is from RefSeq and is a predicted model, not a curated record.
AUAUACUUCCUGACCUUGCUCCCUGUCAUCUAUGCAACAUGCCCGCAAACUGUGCAACAAUUGUUUUGUUUUGGUUUGGUUUGUUUUUUUUGUUAGGCAUGUGUAUCGUUUUAAAUUAUGUAUCGCGAAGCAAAUCAAUAAAAUGGUGCUAACGUGAGGAAGGAGAACCCACCAGGGCUUUGGAUCUGAGUGGUGCUGUCAUUGACUUUGCUGAGCGCAAGGACUGAAAGAUGAAACUGUUGCAGAUAAUGAGGGUUUGGAGUGCUCUGCCGAAGGUUACCGCGAUGGUCCUGUCGUUGAUCUUCAUCACAUUUUUAUCAGGUGUCUGUCCCGAAGAAAUAUGUGUCAAAGAAGGUGAAAUCGUGGCAAAGUUCUUCAACGGGUGUAAUCAUAGUGAAACACUCUGGAGAAGUUUGACCAUGCAGGGGAUGCAUCUACACAACAACACGCCAGCAGCUGAGCACAGGCAGAUGGGGGUGAUGGUUCAACGGGGAAUCCUUGUGAUUCUCAAUGCCUCUGAGAAACAUGAGGGAAACUACUCAUGCUCUUUCAAGAAUUCCAGCAGACGGUCCUGGAUAAGCCUCAAAGUAUACACAGCGCAGCCCAGAGAGUGUGAACAAAUGAACCAGAUCUCCAGAGAAUGUUACACAGAGGAGUCCUACAGGUUGUACUGCCCUGAAAAAAAUGUUCCCUUUAACACCCUGAAUAUCACCACAAGUAGCAUCACAUGGCACAAGGAGGGCGGGUCAUCACUAAAAGACGGUUACUUCUCAAGUGUGAAAAAAGAGGACAGUGGCAUCUAUACCUGCACCCGGUCUUACCUGUAUGAUGGUCAAAUAUAUAACAUGACCUCUACGGUGAAACUUGAUGUCCAACCAAACAAAAUAACUAAGAAAGCAGUGAUAAUUUCACCAGAGAACAACCAGGUAUUUGAGGUAGAUUUAGGCUCAACAGUGGUGAUUGAUUGUAAAGCAGUUAUGAUGUCAGACUUUGAUGACUCAUUUUGGUUAAGUGGAAGUUCAUUUGUGAAAAAAGACACUAGUCUACCAGUUUUCUAUAAUGAUACAUGGGUCAACAGCAGAGAGGAAAUCAUCAAGACAACAUCUCUAAUCUUCAGAAAAGUGUCAGAGGAGGAUCUGUCAAAAAAUUAUACCUGCAAACUGCAAUCUGCCUACCAAACAAGCUUUGUCACCAUCACCCUAAAACAAAAAGCUUCCCGUUCGUACACGUCUCUGGGUGUCUGCUUUGUCAUCAUUGUUGUGGUGAUGUUUGUGACUGUAGUUACCUAUGUGAAGUUUAAGGUUGACAUCACCCUUUUCCUAAGAGACACUCUUAAGUGGUCUGGCAGCAUUUCAGAUGGAAAAUCCUAUGAUGCUUUUUUAAUGUGUUAUAAAUGCGACACGGCUGGAGGAUUAAAUGCUAGCGACAAAAGAUGGCUGGAGAGUGUUUUGGAAGAGAAAUUUGGUUACAGUCUCUGUCUUUAUGAUCGUGACGUCUUACCAGGGAAAGCAAUCGCAGAUGCUGUGUUAGACUGCGUAGAGCAGAGCCGGGCGGUAGUUUUGGUUCCCGUCUCUCCAGACCCUGAUCCAGAAUCUGGCCUGCUGAGUGCGAUCCACGAAGCCCUUGUGGAGCGGCAGACUCGCUUGGUUUUCAUCACCACUGAGACAUCAAUGGCUUCAAAAUCGGAUUCCUUUCCAGAGGCUUUACAGCUUCUUAGUAAGGCUGGAAACUGCGUCACCUGGAAGGGCAUAAGCUCCAUGCCGACUUCCUCCUCCUUCUGGAAGCAGCUACGAUAUUACCUCCCUGCACCACAGCAGGCACCAACAGUGAAGCUUUUACCACUGACAGUCCAGGAUGUUACUUCAUGAUAAAAUGUUUAGCCAAGUCAGAAUUAAUAACUUCUAUCUGGUCUUAACAUAUGAGUAAGUUUACACACAUCACCAACAGCUUAUAUUUUGGGUUUGAGACAAAUUCAUAUUUAUGUAUAUAUUUUUUUUUAAUUUACCAUUGUUAUUUUAUUCUAUUUAAUUAAUUUUAUUCCUGUUUUUGCAAACAUUUCUUCUGUACAGUAUGACAAUACCAACAAUUGUUUUAGUAAGCUACAGAGUUUAAAUGAAUGAAGUUAAUGUGUAAAAUUGCUUCAUCUUGUUGUGUUAUUAGGCUCUUUAAAUCAGCCUUUAGGCUGUUCUUCCUGAUGAGUUCGGUCCAAGUACUGUUUUCAUAAUGUUUCAAUGAAUGUAAAUCCUAGUUUUCAUCAUACGAUACUUGAACUUUUCUCAUUUAUUAUUAUCAGUUUCAUAUCAUCCUACUUUUUGUCCAGUUUUUAUCAUCCUCGCUUGUACGUACUGCUUGCACUUACUGAAACAUAAAAUGUGAUAGCGUCAUGCCUUUUGGCCAAAUUUGUUCAAAGCACAUUUCAUCUUAUAUAUUAAUAAAAUUGAAAUAAAGAUAUUUUAUCCUA